Messenger RNA from Anastrepha ludens (Mexican fruit fly), 633 nucleotides. RefSeq lists its product as uncharacterized. Gene Ontology annotation, molecular function: protein binding; serine-type endopeptidase inhibitor activity. Bases 132 to 470 code for a protein of 112 amino acids. The transcript has 4 exons. Lineage: Eukaryota; Metazoa; Arthropoda; Insecta; Diptera; Tephritidae. The record is from RefSeq and is a predicted model, not a curated record.
CCCAUUGAUGGUUGUAUAAAACCGAUGGGGGAAAUUUGCUUUGUGUUAAGUUAAUCGUAGAAGUUGGUCGGGGAAUAACGUGGCGUGGCUCAAACAAAGAUUUAAUUGCAGAUUAAUAUACGAAAUUAAACAUGAAAUCAAAAUUAUUUAUACUGUGUAGUUUCGCUUAUUUAUGCACAAUUGUGAAUGCACGCCCACAGCAGUGGCAGGGUCCGACUUUUUCAAACCCAUUUUUUCCGAAUUUUCCUGAUACCUCUUCUACCACCACAACCGCACCACCUGCCUCUUCGACGACGGUCCCUUCACCAAGGUACUUAGCUUGUUUGCGCGCCUGUCCUUCCACCAUGGAAUACAAUCCAGUUUGUGGCAGCGACAGCCAGAAUUAUCACAAUCAAGCUCGUCUGGAUUGUGCGGCACGAUGCGGCCAAGAUGUUGUUUUUGUACGGAUAGGCACAUGUAACGCUUUGUAAAGCCAUAGUUUUUAAUAUGAAAUAGAAUUUUUUUAAAUUUUGUAACUAAUAAGUAAAACAAAAUAUUAAUUCAUUGACUGAAACACUCCAUUUAUGUAUUUGGGGUUUCGCUACCGUUGAGUUGUGUCUUCCAAUUAAAUAAAAACAAUUUUUUUUCGAUUUA